Messenger RNA from Xyrauchen texanus (razorback sucker), 3743 nucleotides. Its product is annotated as zinc finger BED domain-containing protein 4-like. The coding region runs from base 340 to 1239 and encodes 299 amino acids. Lineage: Eukaryota; Metazoa; Chordata; Actinopteri; Cypriniformes; Catostomidae. The record is from RefSeq and is a predicted model, not a curated record. The transcript has 2 exons. Gene Ontology annotation, molecular function: protein dimerization activity.
AAAAGGACAACUGGCUCCAUUCUAUGGAGAUACUUCGGUUUUAAGGCGUCGGAUGAACAGCAGACAGAUGUCUACUGCCGUGAAUGCCGAAAGUUGGUGCCAACAAAAGCUUCUAGCACCACGAACCUUUUCCACCAUUUACAGACAAGGCACAAGCUUGCAUACGAGGAGUGCACCAGACUAAGGAUCCCGGCCACUAAACCCACUAGCUCUGUUAACACUCCAAACACUACACAGAUAACACUCCACAAAUCUUUAACGCGGAGUGUAGAAUAUGAAAGAAAGAGCGCAAGGUGGUGUAACAUCACAGAGUCCGUGGCAUUUCAUAUAGCGGUGGACAUGGCACCCAUUGCCGUCGUUGAACAACGUGGCUUUGUACGCAUGCUAAAAACACUUGAUUCAAGAUACAGUUUACCUAGUCGGCAUUUUGCGAGACAAGAACUCCCGCGACUGUACACUACGGAGAGAGAGCGGCUUGCUGCUGAAUUGGAGAAUGUUACUGACUAUGCCCUGACUACAGACAUGUGGAGCAGCAGGACAUGCAAGCCUUACAUGUGCGUCACUAUACAUUAUAUUUUGGACUGGAAGAUUAAAAGCGCAUGCCUUCAAACCACUUAUUUCCCACAAGAUCACACGGGUGAAAAUAUUGCAGAGGCCCUCAGAGACGUAACAACAACAUGGAUGUUAAAUCCAAAUGGACCCGUGGCCAUUACCACUGACAAUGGAGGGAAUAUCGUCUGCGCAGUCCAAAACAACAACUGGCAGAGGAUGCAAUGUUUUGGUCACAGACUACAUUUGGCGAUUGGUCAUGGAAUGCAAGACCCUCGUAUCACACGGGCCAUUUCUCUAUGCAAGAAAACUGUGAGCGCAUUCUCCUACAGCUGGAAAAAGCGGAGGGAGCUGGCCGAAGUGCAGGCACAGAUGAAUUUACCAGCUCAUCAGCUCAGUACGGAGUCGACCACACGGUGGGGAUCACGUCUACAAAUGGUGGAACGCAUCCUUGAGCAGGAAAGGGCAGAUCCUGUGCCCCCCAUUGCUAAAAAGAAAAAAACACUAGCCAGCUUCUUUGUCCAAGAUGCAACCCCUUACUCUUCUUCAUUCACACCUCGCGAGUCCAUUGAGAAUGAGUUGUCAAGCUAUUUACAGUCUGUAUGUUUGGAGAGUGAGGCAGAUCCACUACAAUGGUGGCAGGAACAUGAGGUUGCCUAUCCAGCACUGAGCAACCUAGCCUGCCACUAGCAGUCCUUCUGAAAGGAUCUUCAGCUGCAGUGGAAAUAUAGUUACUUGUCAAAGGGCUGCACUUAAGCCUGACACAGUAGACAGAUUGGUAUUCCUUGCUCAAAAUCUUAAAAUGUAAAAGAGUUACACAAACUUGUUUUCUGGCUAUUUGUUGAUGGCUACAACAGAGUUAAUGCAAAGAUGAGCUUGAGUUGUUUCAUUUUUGAAUAAAAAGGCAAUAUGUAUUUCUUCCUUUAUUUUACAGUUAAAUAAUAAGAAGCUCUUUGUUCUUACGUGAACUGCCUACCUCUUUGCACGUUAAUAAAAAAAAAAGACUGUGGUAUUUGGCAUAUUUGUUUUUGCAGUAGUUUUUGGGGGGUUAUUUUUCCUGUAAAGAUAUCGAGAUAUAUAUAUCGUAUAUCGAGAUAUAGCAAAAUAUAUCGAGAUAUAUUUUUUGCUCCAUAUCGCCCAGCCCUAGCCUGUAUGCAGAGUGGACCCCAUCGUGUGGUCACAAUCAGUAAUCAUUAUGAAAAGGUGCAAACUGAAAAUAAUUCAAGAAUAUUAACAACAGACCCCUGCAGUCUAGCUGUGUGUGUUUAAGAGGAGCCGGAUACAAGAAGAAGAGUCAGGCAGCCCUAGUUGUGGAAACAGCAUCCGGCUGGGCACCGUUAAUCAGCAGAACAGAUAAGACUCUGAGUGCUUCAAAGACUGAACUCCUUCACACAUUCUGGUCACACAGUUGCAGUACUGAUCUAGCAAAUGGAAGAAAUGGAGACCGUGGCACCCAUUCAGAGUGCAGGGAAUGUGUGGUCUGGGUUAGAGUAUGUGCAUAAUGACUUUGCUUGCAGUGACAAUUUGUAUGAUAAUACUGCACCUUACCAAAGGCCUGAGAGUGUUAUCAACAGAAAACCAAACCAACUGGACUGAGACAACUGCGCCAAACAAUACUAUCCGACAUGUCAAGAGAAGCGCAUUUAUGUUCAUGGAGCCAACGCAUGGCCUGGAAGGAGAAAUCAUCACGAUUCAGGAAGGAACAAAUGUGACUUUCAACUGCAACCCGUUUCAAAAGAACUGUCCGAACUAUGAGGGACGCAGCGAAGAGUAUGCACCUUUCUAUGUCUGCAGAGAUCCAUGCAAGUGGGGCGACGUGAAAGCAUACUACUACGACUACAAGAAGGGAAAGAAAGAAAUGUUGAAAUUUUGCCUGGGGUUUUACCAAAGCACUAUGCAGCAAAUGUGGGGUGGUCAUUGUUCUUAGGGGUGGGUACAACGGUAACAAUUAAUAAGAUAAAUGGGCUAGCAUGGACAUUAUUAGCAAUAGCUAAUAGCACAGAAAAUGCUUUGACAAUGAUAAAUGAUGAAAUGAAUCAGUUAAGAGAUGUGGUCAUUCAAAACAGGUUGGUUCUUGAUAUGUUAACUGCAGAGAAAGGGGGAGUUUGCAAAAUGUUGGGAAUGUCUUGUUGUUUCAAUAUUCCAGAUUACAGUGACAACAUCACGAAUGUAAUUGAACACAUGAGAAAAGCCGUACAGGAACCAGAACAUGUUGAGAGUACAUGGGUUACUUUGUUUAUGAAUCUCUGGGGAGGAUGGGGGUAUUGGCUGAUUCAAACUGUGUUACCAAUUGCGGUGAUAGGACUGUUGAUAUUGUUAUGUUUACCAUGCAUUAUAACAUGUGUUUCCAGCUCAGUACAGAGACUGGUUAAAGCAGGGGUGUCUGUUCAAAUGGUAAAAACGACAGCAUAUCCAGAGGAUGAUGAAAACAAAUAUGAUGAUACAAGUAGCGAGAGCUUCUGUGAAAUGUGUUAAAAUGGGGUAUGUCUUCACUUUCUGAAAAUGUUUUGAUAUGUAAAGAGGGGUAUAAGCAGCUGUCAUCCGUGUUACGAGAUGAAGUACAAGGAGAGGGUUUGAAAUGAGGGAUUUUAUUCUACUUUUAUUCUUUGUAUUUUUAUAGCCUGCUGACAUAACCAAAAUGUUAAAUUGAUAUGUUUUUCCUACUUAAUCUGUACACUAUUUAUUGUUUAUACUGAGGUGACUGAGGGUCUGAUUUUAUGUCAGAAGUGCAGUAACUGUGUUUACUCAUUUAGCCCAGCUUCAGAUAAAGUCGUUACUUGCUUGCUAAUACUUAAGGGACUAUCCCAAAAAAAAAAAAAAAAACCUAAGCUUUUUUACUUUUUCCAAAUGUUAUUUCACAAAUGGUUAAGAGAGUGAUCAUUUAUGCGAAAAUCAGAGAUGAAGAGUGUAAGUGUGAUUAUAUGACUUAAAAUUUGUCUUAUUGUUUAUUAUUGUGAUUGAGUAAUCUGAAUGAUAAAAAGCGGGGAAUUGUUGUAGAAAUUUUGAUACUCAUUGAUCAGUAAUAGUCAUUGCAAGGGAAUGCCCCUGUGUCUGAGGAAUGCAGAGGGGGGAGGAUCUGCUUCUGUCAGAGACCUUGGAUAAAAGAGGUAUAAAAUACGAGUCAGCCCUCCCCUCUGGGUCCCACUCACAGUACAGAUUAACUCCUGUGUAAUGACCGGGUCCUUCUUGCAAGA